AAAUUGACGCCUCCACUUCUUUUAUAACACUCCUUUUAUAUCUUUCUUCCCCUCCACUUCCCCGUCAUCAAACAAAAACAUUUAAUCAGACACCUCACCAACUCCGUCCCGUUCAUCUCUCUCGUCCCCCAGGACCUCCAUAAUCAGACUGAUUCCGUUGCAAUUCCCUGAAUCGUACGGUGGGAGAAAAAAAAGAGGGAGAGGGGAAGAUAUAGACGAUUUGAUUGAUUCAUGGCGUCUGUGAUUUCGAAUCCUGUGGGGAACACAAAUUCUGAUCGGAUCAAAAGGAGAAAGAAGAAGAAAUCGUUGAUUAAGGAGGAUCAACAACAGAACCAGAGCCAGAACUGGAAGUCGGAGGCGCAGCAGCAAAUCUACUCCUCCAAACUCAUCAAAGCUUUGAACCAGGUCAGUCUCAACAGUCCUUCUCCCUCCGCCCCUCGCGGUGGCCGUGCUGUCCGUGAGACAGCCGAUAGAGUGCUUGCUGUGGCAGCUAAGGGGAGGACGAGGUGGAGUAGAGCCAUUUUGACGAAUCGGAUCAAGCUCAAGUUCAGAAAGCAGAAGAGACCGAGAGCGUCUCCUGCAGUUACGGCGGCUGUGGUAACUAACCGGGCGAAGAAGCCGCGAGUGAGUGUGAGGAGGCUGAAAUCCAAGAGUUUGCCUGCUGUACAGAGAAAAGUCAAGGUUCUCGGCCGCCUUGUUCCCGGUUGCCGGAAACAAUCCUUACCGGUUAUUCUCGAGGAAGCCACUGAUUAUAUUCCCGCGCUUGAGAUGCAGGUCAGAGCCUUGAGCACCUUGUUCGAGCUCCUCUCCGGCAGCUCCGCCGCUCCCUCUAGCUCAGCCCCGCCUCCGCCUCCGCCUCCGCCUCCGCCUAGUUAAACAAACUUUCAUCCUCUAUUGCCAAGUGUCAUCUUCAUCUCUCUCUUUCUCUCUCUCUCUCUCUUUUUCUUUUUUUUUUCUUUUUUUUUUAAUUCUCUUUUUCUCUCUCUCCUUGUUAAAUACAUGUCUUACUACUUCUAUUCUAUCCUCAAGUAAUUUUAUCUCAGCUCACAUUUCUAUUUUAUUUCUUGCCUUACAAAAUCCUUUAUAUUAAUAAUUAGUUAGUCAUUUU
This is a messenger RNA of Rubroshorea leprosula, 1108 nucleotides long. Lineage: Eukaryota; Viridiplantae; Streptophyta; Magnoliopsida; Malvales; Dipterocarpaceae. The record is from the annotation of a GenBank genome assembly.